UCAAAUAGACAUUGGCUUGGACAAUUUGAUCAUUUAGUGUUUUACCUGUGAAUGUGAACAAUCUUAUUCAGAUAUUAAACAAAGUGUAAGUUAAAGGAGACCGGUGAAUUAACCUGCUACUAAAGACUAGACACAAGGCAGACAAAUGUAUUCUCUCGACUGCAGCUGCCAUCAGCCUAUGAACCGCGACAGUCACACGUGCAACUGUACCAGUGAUGCGUCAGACUGCGAACGACUUCACAGCUUUCACGUGCAUGACAACGACCACCAACAUACCAACAAUAAUGGGACACAACACGAUCGUAACCAUGGCGACGACCACGAGAUCGAACAUGGCAUACAGGGUAUUGACAAUGGUCGCGUGAUUGAGUGUAAAACUUGUCACACCGGUGAACAUCAAACCCCUAGUAACGACAAUGCUUGUAAAGCUAGUGAUGGUCACAGCGAUUCAUUUUCAAAAGACAUAUACGGCUGUGAUCUGAGCAGAACAAGUCAACCACACAAUGCUCAUGUGAACACAAACGAGAAUCCGACACAACACGAACAAAACAACAAAGACCUUUCUCAUGAACACAGCCGACCUUUUGGGGAUGAGAAGCACGAUUUUGACCUUGUGUUGGUGCUUGAUUCCCUGAUAAGAUGUCCGCUAGAGGGCGGCGAUGUUGAUCUUAGCGAAUAUCUUGUCGCCUACAGAGAACUUUGCAGAUUCUUCAAACUGACUGGUCGUUUGUUUGGGUUUGUCGCUAAAGACCUUGAAGGCAAACUAGCUAUCAUCGAACAGAAAAUGGACGACAAGCUGCUCUCCACACAUUACACCACAGUGAAAACCAUGGUCUGCUACGAACAGGAGCACUCAAUCACUUUCAAAAAAGGAUAUAAACCGUCCGGGUCAAGGACGUUGCUUCGACUACAUUGGGCGCUUGAAUUCAUACUUGAGUUCAUGAAGAAGUUGAGUACAAGUUCUGAUCACGACAAAACGUCACUUAUUGCGUCGGAAGUCUACCACAAAACGCUUUCUCACCAUCAUCCAUGGAUAACACGGAAAAUGGCUGCACUUGCAAUGUACUUGUUGCCUACGCGGAAGGAUCUGAUUGGGGCCAUGUGUAAACAGGACUAUGAUCAAGUGAUUGAACUUUUGGACGAAGUAGUCCAGGCAGGAAAACUGGUUUACGAUUCCAUUCAAGACAUCUUUGCUUACAAUAAUAUAUUAAAUAUUCCAUGAGAUUGCAAAUAAAAUCCAGUACUUAUACCGAAAUCGCAGUAUUAAAUUAUGCCAUUAGCUUGGACUUUGUUCUUGUGUAAUAUAGAUUAUUACUAAUGAUUAUAUGAAUUUCAUGUGUGUUAUAUAUCAAAUUUCCUUAGCAUGUGUUUGGUGAUAUUUUAUCAUAUUUUCAAAUCCAAACUCGAUGCAUUUAAACACGCCAGUAUUUCAAAGUUUAAUAGCUGUGUUGUAUAUA
Mya arenaria is the source of this 1457-nucleotide messenger RNA. RefSeq names its product ceramide-1-phosphate transfer protein-like. Bases 146 to 1222 code for a protein of 358 amino acids. NCBI's taxonomy places the organism in Eukaryota, Metazoa, Mollusca, Bivalvia, Myida, Myidae. Gene Ontology annotation, cellular component: cytoplasm; membrane; cytosol. The record is from RefSeq and is a predicted model, not a curated record. The transcript has 3 exons. Gene Ontology annotation, molecular function: ceramide 1-phosphate transfer activity; ceramide 1-phosphate binding. Gene Ontology annotation, biological process: ceramide transport; intermembrane lipid transfer.